Molecule: messenger RNA, 1886 nt
Organism: Pleuronectes platessa (European plaice)
Lineage: Eukaryota; Metazoa; Chordata; Actinopteri; Pleuronectiformes; Pleuronectidae
Exons: 5
Coding region: 620-1624 (334 amino acids)
Molecular function (GO): oxidoreductase activity
Source: RefSeq, a predicted model, not a curated record
CUCAAUGUUUCAUAACACAGAUUUCUGCUCUUCAAAGGAAUCAGAUCCGUGAGUGAAUCUCUGGGAAAUCGAGACACAUAAUGUUUCAGGAAACAAAACCUGGAUCUGCACCAAACUCUGCUGAGUUCCUCCCGGAGUCCGACCGCAGCCGCUCGCCACGAUUCAAGGAAACCACUUCUCUUGUUUCUGUGGAAUCCGGCUCUUUCAUAACCAAUUUUGCGGAUCUUAUAAAAAUACAAUUUAGUUUGAUUUAGUGUCUCUGCAUCGCCACAUGUGUUACUUUAACCACUCCUUCAUUUAUCUAUGAUUGUUUGUGCUGUUAACUUACAGAUCUGAGCCGACACAGUUACACUUUGUGCAGGAGGAGAAUGUUUUCACUUUGUUUGUUGUUGAGCAGGAUUCAGCACAAACCUCUGGACAGAUCAACAUGGAAACAGGAGGCGUCAGGAAACCAGACUUUACAUUUUCACGAGGAUCCAGAAAAUCUGUUUCACUUCCUCUGCAGCGUCUCCUGCAGAAUCCAGUCUGUGGCUGGAGCUGGGCCGGACGUCGCUCUCAAGCACAAACCGAUUGGGAGUGACAGUCCUCAGACACGGUGGUUCACAGACACGUCGGCAGCAUGAACACGCUCCUCAUCGGCCAGGUCAUCGGCAUCAUCCCCAUCUCUGCCCUCCUGCUCUUCCUCCUGGCCAAGCUGGUUUCUCGCCACCGCCCCGGCCCCAUGCAGGACGGCCGCGGCUACGCUGUGCUGAUCACGGGCUGCGACAGCGGCUUCGGACACGCGCUGGCUCGAUGCCUCCACCUCAAAGGGUUUGUGGUGUUCGCCGGGUGCUUGUAUCCGGAGGGAAUCGGGGCCCAGAGUCUGUCCAGGCAGACGUCCAGCAGUCUGACCAUCCUCAAGCUGGACGUCACCAAGGACGAAGACGUGAAGCAGGCCAAGAAGAUGGUCCAGGACAACCUGCCGGAGAAGGGUCUGUGGGCCGUCGUGAACAACGCUGGGAUCACAGACUGGUCCGAGAUCGAGUGGAGCACGUUUCAAGAUUUCCACAACAUGGUGGACAUCAACCUGUUUGGCUGCAUCAGGACGUCCAUCGCAUUCCUGCCUCUGGUCCGAGCUGCCAAAGGUCGGAUGGUUUAUGUGUCGAGCAUCUUCUCCUUCUUCAACUGCCCCAACAUGGGAGCGUACAGCGUGUCCAAGAGGGGCCUGGAGGCCUUCGCCGACUGCUUGAGGGUCGAGAUGGCCAGUUUUGGUGUGAAGGUCAGCAUCAUCCAGCCGGGGAAUUUCGGCCAAGCCACCAACAUCAUCCGGAUGAAGUCGGGCCUGGACAUCUGGGAGAAGCUGGACGACGAGCGCAAGCAGACCUUCAACCGGCAGUACAUCGAGCUGGCCAGCGAGUACUUCCUCUCCACGUGCAAGGCGGGGUUCAAGGACACGGCGCUGGUCAUCAACGCCAUGAUGCACGCGGUCAUGUCCGGGCAGCCCAAGUACAGAUACCUGCUGGUCUCAGUGCUGGACCGGUUCUUCUUCCAGCUGCACCCGCUCCUGCCCACGGUCUUUACUGACGGUGUGUUUUCUCUCAGCUCCAUGUACGGGAAAAGAAAAGAGAUGCUUUACGCCAAGUAGGACAAACACGGGUCGCUCGUGGGAGAUGCUUUGUUUGGGUUGUGAAUCAUUCUGUUGUGUGUGUUAUUAUUAUUGUUAUUAUUUGAGUGUAACGGAUGUUGUUGUAUAUUUUUAUUAUUUGUCUUGUAUGCUUUCUACUGUUCCCUACAUUUCCUAUACAAGAAAAACAGAGAGUAUCUUUAUCACUGAGUUGAAAUGAGCUGUUUGUUCAUCUGUGUCAAACUCGUCAUGUAAAUCAAUAAAAAUCUCUCCAAUAACACGA